Armigeres subalbatus is the source of this 3386-nucleotide messenger RNA. RefSeq names its product neutral ceramidase-like. Gene Ontology annotation, biological process: long-chain fatty acid biosynthetic process; ceramide catabolic process; sphingosine biosynthetic process. Gene Ontology annotation, cellular component: extracellular region. Gene Ontology annotation, molecular function: N-acylsphingosine amidohydrolase activity. The transcript has 5 exons. The record is from RefSeq and is a predicted model, not a curated record. The coding region runs from base 1032 to 3140 and encodes 702 amino acids. NCBI's taxonomy places the organism in Eukaryota, Metazoa, Arthropoda, Insecta, Diptera, Culicidae.
CGAAAGUAAGCUCACGUAGACAGCUUGUGGACGUGUUGAUUUUUGGAUCAAUGCAAUUGUCGGUGACAAGUUCAAGUUCCAACCCGUUUCGGAUUUGUGUGAUUUGUGUUCACUGUUUCGCACAUACGUGCCCAAUGAUAAAACAUUCAAUGUUUUGGGAUGAAGGAUGACCCAAUUCUUGCUGCGUGCGUUUCGGAGUAAUGUCCGAGACAAAAUGAAAAAGUAAAAGUAAAUAGAGUUAUGCAACAGUGUCGCAUUAUUGGUUUGAUGCAAAAAAGGGGUUUCCAAGAGCGAGAGUGCAGUUGGAAGGUGUAAUACAAGUGCAACAUCUGAGGAGCAACAAUGAUCUUUUGAUAGAAAACUCUCACUAGUUGAACGUUAAGAAGGCAUGAUCUUAAGGAUCAAUAAAUAGCGCCAAGAUAUUUUCAAUGGUUGUAUCAACUUACUUAUGGUCACAAUAUGGUAAUUCUGUCGGGGUGGUGAGCUACGGCGACGAUUGAUUCAUAAAUAAGUACAACAUCAACGGCGCUACACGCUGCAGGUGAAGACAGCCAACCAAAUUCAAAUUGUUUGUUCGCCUACCGAGGUUUGGUUUGUUCAGUGCCAGUUGUAUGAAGCGUGCCAGAAAAUAAAGUGAAGUGGCAAGGUGAUUGUACCGAGUCGAUCGUGAUAAGUGCUGGAUGUGUUGCUGCAUCAUGUUGUCAUACCUUGAGUGCACCACUACUACGACGAAGAGCAAUAAUCAAUCGCAUUCCAUGUCCGUCAGGCGAGCUGUGAUGCAUAAAUUUCAAUAGCUCAGAACACCAAUUGAGAAGCCAUAUAAAGUGAUGGAAACGACAUCCAAACUGUCAUCAGGUAGACCAAACAUGAAUAAGAUACCCGACCCGCAGAACGAAAACGAUGCCAUUGUGAUCUGAGCCACAGCUCAGAACGGAAGUGACGCUCGAGCGACGACGAACAAGGUCAGCCCAUCAACCAACUUGGUAAUCAUUCGGCAUCGUCCUGCUGAUAGCCGUCGAAUAGUAGUGAAUAUGAUAAAUAUUCAACACCUUUGCUGGACAUGUUGUGCGUACGUACUUCUGGUUAGCAUCAUGAUGACGUCGAACCUGGCCAGUGCCUAUCGAAUCGGAGUGGGAAGAGCCGACUGCACAGGACCACCGGUGGAGAUAACGUUUAUGGGAUAUGCGCAGCUAUCACAGCGAGGAUAUGGAAUUCAUCUGAGACAGUUUUCAAGAGCUUUCAUCUUCGAAGAAGGUGGUAAACGAGCCGUCUUCGUCAGCGUAGACGCUGGAAUGAUGGGCCACGCUGUGAAACGUGACGUUUUGGCGGUUCUGCAGAAAAAGUACGGCGAUAUCUACACCAUUAAUAAUGUGGCCAUUAGUGGAUCGCAUACCCACAGUACCCCUGGAGGCUUUCUGAUGUACCUGUUGUAUGAUAUGACUUCAUUGGGAUUCGUUUCUGAAACGUUCAAUGCGCUGGUUAGAGGUAUUGCGCAGAGUAUUAUCAGGGCCCACAAUAACAUGAUCGAUGCUAGGGUUUACGUGUCGGAAAUCGAUGUGGCGGAAGCAAAUAUCAACAGGAGUCCCAGUGCCUACGAGAACAACCCGGAAGAAGAGAAAGCUCAGUACAAAGAUAAUGUUGACAAACGGCUGGUUCAAAUGAGAAUGGUCAACAAAAACAACGUGGUGUUUGGAGCCAUCAAUUGGUUUGCCGUCCACCCUACAUCGAUGAAUAACACAAACCGUUACGUAUCGAGUGAUAACGUAGGGUAUGCAUCAGUUCUGCUCGAGCAGGAACGGAACAAAAACAGUUUGGUGGGUCGAGGUGACUUUGUGGGAGCUUUUGCGUCAACCAACCUAGGAGAUGUUUCACCAAACAUCAUGGGCCCAAAAUGCGAAAAAACUGGCCUUCCAUGUGAUUUACUGACAUCAUCAUGUCCAACCGGAGCAGGAGCUUGCUUCGCUUCCGGUCCUGGGAAGGAUAUGUUUGAAAGCACUAAAAUCAUCGCGACUAGGAUAUAUGGAGCAGCGUCGCAUCUACUAAGCCAAUCUGGUGGAAGAGAAGUAACCGGUCCUAUAGCCUUUGUACAUCAAUUCAUCGAUAUGACAAAAGCUGAGACCGUAUACUUCAAUCCUAAAACACGCGAGUUCGAGCAGGUCCGAGGAUGCUAUCCGGCGAUGGGUUACAGCUUUGCUGCUGGAACCACUGACGGGCCAGGUGCAUUUGACUUCCAGCAGGGUACCAUAACCGACAAUGCUCUGUGGAAUACCGUUCGUGACUUUAUUGCUGAACCAACGCCCGACGAUAAAGAAUGUCAAGCACCUAAGCCAAUUCUGUUGGCUACAGGUAGGGCCAAGUUCCCUUACGAUUGGCAACCAAAAAUAGUUCCGACGCAAAUUUUGCUAAUUGGAGACUUUGCAAUAGCUGCCGUCCCCGGUGAAUUCACCACAAUGUCAGGCAGGAGAAUACGGAAUGAAAUCUCCAGAGCAUCAGUAGCCGCUGGUGGUAAAGAACUGCAAGUUGUGGUGGCUGGGCUAUCCAACAUGUAUUCCAGUUACAUUGCCACCCCUGAAGAGUACGAGAUCCAACGAUAUGAAGGUGCUUCUACCUUAUUUGGGCCACACACGUUAACCAUCUACAUUCAACAAUAUAAGAAAAUGAUAAGUGCCAUUGUCAAAAACGAAACGUUAGAUGAAGGUCCGUCUCCUCCAUAUCAAGAUGAUAAGCAAAUUUCACUGAUGACCGGAGUUAUCUUCGAUGGUCAUCCUAUUGGGCGCGAAUUCGGCUCAGUUAAAGUGCAACCCCUGAAUACAUACGAACGUGGAGAUACAGUUUGCGCAACUUUUAUAACUGGCAAUCCGAGGAACAAUUUGAUGCAUGAUAAGACUUAUUUCACGGUUGAACAGAAACAGAUUGAUGGAAAUUGGACGAUAAUAGCGACGGAUGCUAACUGGGAGACAAAGUUCAAAUGGGAACGGCAGUCGACUAUUCUUGGAUUCAGUGACAUUGCGUUCUCGUGGGAAAUUGGACCGGACGUAAAACUGGGAACCUAUCGAAUCAGGCAUUUUGGCUACUAUCGAUACAUUCUGGGCGGUGUAUACCCUUAUACAGGUUCGACAAAAACGUUCAUCGUGGAGUGAAGUAAAGAAGGGAUGGAUGACAGUAACUGAUAAAUAUGUGAUAAAGCGGAAGGCCUAUGAGAAGAAACGUUUAAUACACAAGUUGGUCAGAGUUUUGCCAGUAUUAUCUGGUAGUUACAAAGUGGAGCCAAAAAUACUAGUCAUUUAAUGAUAUCUGUAGAGUGCAAUUAAUAUGAAUACAAUAUAGAUUUGUAUGGUUUUAUCAAAAAUAGUGUUUAUUGUUCAAUAAAAAAAAGAAUAAUUUUA